UAUCGUGUACUUUAGCUAAAAAAAGAAAGGAAAAAUGAAUAACAUUCAGUUUUUCUUUUGGUUGUUAUUAUAUAAAAAUUAUUAGCUUAUACAUAUUUAAUAUUAAAAGCAAUCAUAAAAUUAAUUAUUAUUUUUUGUUUAAGUAAAGUUUUUGUUAUUCUUUAAUAAAUUUCUUACAAAUACUGUAAUUAAAAGAGCUAUGUAAUAUUAUCACCGAACAUAUUUCGUGCUUAUGUUAAGAAAAUUGGCUAAUGCAGUUUUAUAUAAUUGUAGAUAAAUUAAUUAAAACUAUUAUAGUUUAUACCAGUUUUAUUAUGAGUCACUUCUUAUUGAAAUAAAUUGUAAAUAGAUUGUGUAAUGAAUUGUUGUUAUAGUUGAUAGUUGGUAAAUAUUUUUUAAAUAAAAAACAGUUGUAGAAUGUUUAUUUGGAAAAAUGAUAGCUAUGGAGGUAAUGGAAUUAUUUACAGCUUUAGAAUCUAAUCAAGCUCAUGAAGUUGAAGAUGUUAAACAUAAAUUUCAUGAACAAUUUAAUAGUACUCGGGAACCUUGGUUAUUAAAUGGAAUGUAUGAUUACUUUAUGUCUACUGGAUCUCAACGUGCAGUUGAAGUGUUAGUAGCUAUAAGGGAACCACAUGACAAAUAUCUCUUUGACAGACUUGGAGAUGGUUUACGUAGUUCUAGCCGCUUACAAGCACUCACAUUACUAGGACAUGUAGUGAAAAGACAACCAACAUGGCUAUUCAAAAUAACUAAUCAUUCUUUAAUUAAAGAUUUAAUAAGAAUUUUAAAGGUUGAAAACGAAAUAAUUACAAUAACUAGUGCGCUUCUUGUGCUUAAUGUUUUGUUAACUGUUAUUCCUGCAUUAAUUGCUUCAAGUUUAUCUGAUAUUUUUGAAGGAUUUAGUCGAUUAGCAGCUUGGAAUACAUCACACAAACACCGAGCCCCUGAAAUACACUUAUUUCACCUUCAAAUAUCAUUAUAUGUAUUGUUUGUUCAAUUAUAUAGCAUGUAUCCGUGCUCGUUUGUUUCAUUUUUAAAGUUAGAAUAUAGUAAGAAGGAUAACCAUGUAGUUUUUAAUCAUACUAUAAAACCUAUGUUAGAAACAAUGAGAAUGCAUCCCAGUUUAGUUGUAAGCUCCAAAGACUUAGAAACAUCUACUGCUAGAUGGAAAAAAAUGGAACAGCAUGAUGUUGUUAUGGAAUGUACAAGAUAUACAUUAAUGGAAAAUAGUGACAGAAAUUAUCAAUCGUCUUCAUCCUGGAAUACUGCAGAAACAAAAUUUUCAUCUGCUCUUGAAGUGUUGAAAUCAAGUAUCAGAGCAGCUGGGAAUAUUCUCAGUCCAAAUAUAAAUAAAGAUAAAGAAAUAGACUUAUGGAGUCCAAUGUUGCAUUGUGGUGAAUUUCAUUGUGAUUCUGUUCAAUCUAUUCCUACAACUCCUAAUUUACAGAACUAUUACACAGCUACAUUAUUGAAUCAAAAUGAAAAUUCUCCACCUGAAGCAGCAAUAGAAGCUACUCCUGAAAGUACUCCAAUCAGGGAUGCUAAAUAUCAACAAUCCAGAGUGCCACCCAUAAAUUCUACUGUAGUCAGAGCAUUGAAUUCAUUUGGUCUAGAAAACUUGUCUAGACGUAAUUCAUUGACAUCAAAUUCGCAACCUAAUUCACCAUUGAGAAAAGAAGGGUUUGUUUUUCCUUCAGAAGGAAUCCAAUCACAAGCACUUGUCCGUAGAAUGGACAGAAUGUUAAUGGAACGUAAUCAGAUAACAGAAACAAAUAAAGAAGAAAAUAUACGUUCUGAAGCAAAACCCAUUGCAAAUCCCUUACAAUUAAUGUCUAGUUCAGAUAUUAUGCAGAAUAGAGAUGAGGAUUUAAUUGAAUGUGAUCAACAAAGUAAUGGAUCACCCUGCCAGACUCAUGAAGGUGGUUUGCAUAUGCCUGAUUCUGCUUCAUUUAAAGAAUUUAUCAUUAGUGUAAGAACACGGCGCCGUUAUUAUAGUCAAUGUACACCUGAAAAAACAAUGGGCUUUAUUGGUCCAAGUACUGGAAGUAGUCCUAGAGAAGGUACUGAUUUUUCAAUAAUAAGUGUAAGAAGAGCUAACUCAUGUCCAGAAAUUAAAAAAACAAAUGGAAAUAAUAUGUCUAAUGGUACCACACCUUUACAAGAAGAAAGUGAAGAUGACCAUGGUGAUAGUAGAAAUAUUAGUAAUGGUCAUUCGUGUAUAUCGUCAAAAAAUACUAAAAAAGAAAAUCAAGUAACCAAAAGAUUGACAGUAUCUACUCAAACGGAACAUAUUUUACCAUAUGAACAUUUAUUUUACUGUUUGUUUCCUGCUUAUAAUGAUUCACAAAAUAGUAAUAAAAAUAAAUCAUAUACUAAUUUUCGAGAAGAUGAAUCUUUGUGUUUAGUUGAAAAGUAUGUAAGGACAUCAGCUAUUGUUCUAAAUCAUCGACAUACUGCAGCAUCUUGUGAGGAUGUUAAAUUAUUACAAGACCAAGUAUCUCUUUUAACGUUGCAGUUACAAUUUGAACGCAACCGAAGAGAAGUUCAUGCAGAACGUAAUCGUAGGCUAUUAGGCAAAUCACGUACAAGUCGGGCACUUGAUGAGCACAACUCUGCUUUGAAAGACCAAGUUAUAAUGCUAGAAACUGAAUUCAAAAGUAUAACUUCUGAACUUGAAAAACUAAGACAAUUAACAAGAAAUCAAAUUAAUGAACUAAAAGAAAAUGUAUCACAUUUACAAACUGAGUGCUCCAAAUAUCAAGAAGAAACAAAAGCUGCAAAUAAAAAUUGUCAAGAAUUAGAACAACUUUAUAAUCAAGAGAGAAUGAAGACUUUUGAAGUUACUAAACAAUUAUCUGAAACUAAAGGAGAAUUGUUUAAUACUUUGAGUGAAUUAAGUAUAGUUCAAGCUGCUGCUGAUAUAAGUAAAGAGUUAAAAAACACUGUGACAAAUUUACAAAGAGAGCUAGUCAUUAGUGGAGAAAUGCAGUCUCGACAACGUGAUAUUGUUACUCAUGUUAAUGCUCUUAAAUAUGAUGCUACUAAUGUUAUGUUAAGCCAAGAAUCAUAUAAGCACCAUACGCGUGAACUUCAAGAUAUGGUCCAUAAAAAAACUGCUGAAUUAGAAGCAACAAAUUCCCGAAUAGCAGAACUUGAAUUGAGGUUAAAAAUUAAAGAUGCAAGUUUACAAAAUGAAAAAAGAGAAAUAGAACGGGUAAAAGAACAUUAUAGCAAACAAAUCGCAGAGUUAGAAGAAGAAUGUAGAAUUUUAAAAGAAAUGCAAUGUAGAUAUCAUCAGAACGAGUUAGAAGAAUUAAGUAAAAGGGAGUGUUUAACUGAUAUUCCAAAAUUUAAUACUGACAUUAAAUUAGUCAACACUAAUUCUCCAAUAAGUAGUCAAGGAGCUGAAUUUAGACUAAAUAUGAUGUUAGCUAAAAAUGAUGAAGAAAGUGAUGAAAAUCAUGAUGUUACUCUACCUAUAUAAUAUAUUAUAUGAUCUCAAAAAUACUCAACAAAUAAUUAUUGACGUUCAAUUAGGUGGAAUAGUUAUAUUAACAGUGUACAAUGUUAUUUCAAUGAAGUUUUUUUCAUCUAUAGUUUAUAAUGAUUAAAUAGAUAUUAAAAUUGGCUAAAGUUAAAUACAUGUAGUAAUUUUGUGAGUUCAAAAGUGUCUAUUUUUAUUUAUUUUCAUCUACAAUAUUUGUUUUAAAAAUUGUUAAAAUUUUUUUUUUUAAUUAGAAAAAUUGUUACUAUGUUUUUAUGAUUCAUAUGUUAAAUCUUGAUACCAUUCAUUUUGCAAUUUUGUAAUUUUUUCAUGUUAUUUAUAUAAGAGAACAAUUUAAACCGUAAAAUGUCAUUAAAUUACUUAUUCAACUUAAUAAACUUUCCUUACUUAUUAA
This is a messenger RNA of Daktulosphaira vitifoliae (grape phylloxera), 3899 nucleotides long. It is a transcript of the gene Tsc1, whose product is annotated as hamartin. Lineage: Eukaryota; Metazoa; Arthropoda; Insecta; Hemiptera; Phylloxeridae. Gene Ontology annotation, biological process: negative regulation of cell population proliferation; regulation of cell cycle; negative regulation of TOR signaling. Gene Ontology annotation, cellular component: TSC1-TSC2 complex. The record is from RefSeq and is a predicted model, not a curated record. Bases 434 to 3484 code for a protein of 1016 amino acids. The transcript is spliced from 22 exons.